UAGUUUGGUCUUUCAUAAACGAACACGCAUCGUACCUAACUAUCUUGUUUAUUGCAACUACCUUACAGAUUUUGAAGCUCCUAACAAUGGCUUCUUUCUCUGGUCAAACCCGCAUUAUCGCUCUUCCAUGGCUAUUGCUCGCAAUCAUUGGGGGUUCAUUAUGUGCGAGAAAGGAGGUGAAUGGAAGCAUCGAAGAAGCGAAUCAAAGAGAGUUUGAUUACUUCGCGUUGGCUCUGCAAUGGCCUGUCACCUACUGCCGCCGCACUCGCCAUUGUUGCUCCUCCAAUGCUUGCUGCAGAGGCUCUAAUGCUCCAACAGAAUUUACCAUUCAUGGACUCUGGCCUGAUUAUAAUGAUGGAAGUUGGCCAUCCUGUUGCUCCCGAACUAGUUUUGACGAAAAGGAGAUAUCAACAUUGACCAAUGCUUUAGAGCAAUAUUGGCCAUCAUUAAGUUGUGGCUCACCAUCAACAUGUCAUGGUACAAGAGGGUCAUUUUGGGCUCACGAGUGGGAGACGCAUGGCACAUGCUCAUUUCCUGUGAUUCGAGAUGAAUACAAUUAUUUCUUGACAACACUGAAUGUCUAUUUCAAAUACAAUGUGACUAGAGUUCUAAAUGAAGCUGGGUAUGUUCCUUCUAAUAGAGAAAAAUACCCCCUUGGAGGCAUUGUCUCUGCCAUUGAGAAUGCCUUCCAUACAACUCCUCAAGUAGUUUGCUCACAUGGUGCAGUGGAGGAAAUUCGUCUAUGCUUCUAUAAAGACUUCAAGCCACGAGAUUGUGGAGUUGCAUCUGACAUUAAAAUUGACAUGGUUACUUCAAGAUCGUCAUGUCCCAAAUACGUCAGCCUGCCAGUACAUGUAUCAUCUGGAGAGACUCUUUUCCAUAUGCCCUUGCUGAUUAAUAUAGCAUUAGUCGCGUUCACGCUGGUUUUUCUUCUUGCUGUAACUGAUGGACCUCUCCAGUGGAUAGAAGUUUUUUAAAACAAAGAAAAAACUUUUCCGGGUUUCACAGAUUUCUUGAUGGAUCUUGUCUUUCUAAAAAUUAGUUUGUUCUUUGCUCGCUGUCAGCACUAUCUGCUGCCAUUUCAGAGUCAAAGAUGGACUGUGUAUAGGUUUCUGUAACAGUGCAACCUGUUUUUGCCUGCAUAUGUAUUCUUCCAAGAUCCAUGUUCGAAAUGUUCAGGUUAUGCUUAUUUUUCAUGCCCUACCCAUACUUUCUUUUUUGCCAAAAUCCGUAUUUUAGAAACCUGCUUUUCUUUUUUUCCAUUUUAUAUAUCCUCAUUGGUAUAUUAGAAUUUGGAAGCAGGUGAAUCGUCAAGUCAUCACUUUAUCGAACAAUAAUCCAUUUUGUGCUAAUCUGUAGUAUAUAUACAUCAUAGAUAGAUAGCGUUUAUGGUUCCAGUCGCCAUUUUAACAGGCAACGACAUGCACUCAUAAAGUUAAUAAGUGCUCACCAUGGAAGAUAGAGAAAUCACUGUGCAUGACGCUUGUGUGUGUGUGUGUGUUUGUCACCUCUCUGCAUAUGUAUUUCAUAAUGGAGAUGACAUUGCUUUUAUUCAUCAUAUUAUUUAUCCAACAUUAACUGAUUAAUAACAUCCAAUAAUAAGUGACUAUACCUGAUCGCUGUGACUGUGUGUGAACUUGCCAUGGGAAAUGCAUAUCACUAGCACCAAGUAAGGUUCAGAUGAGUGAAUAAAUGCACACACAUACAUAUGUAUGAUUGGUCCAUAAAACACCUAUAAUCAGACUGUGGGAGCAGAUCAAAUCAAAGUAUUAGUUUGAUGUAAUGAUUACAAAGGUGACUCAUCCUGUUAAAAAUGACUUGUGCUAAAGUUCAGGAUGUUUAAAUACUCUGCAUUCACAAAAAUAAAUAUAUAUAAUACAUUCCGAAGAGAUGAAAAAGGAGGGAAAGUAAAAAAGUGAGUUUAAAGAUAUGAUGUGAAAUUGAUACAUAAUCACAUUCUUUCAUGUGAUAUA
Molecule: messenger RNA, 1973 nt
Organism: Neltuma alba
Lineage: Eukaryota; Viridiplantae; Streptophyta; Magnoliopsida; Fabales; Fabaceae
Product: ribonuclease 2-like
Exons: 9
Coding region: 87-977 (296 amino acids)
Biological process (GO): RNA catabolic process
Cellular component (GO): extracellular region
Molecular function (GO): ribonuclease T2 activity; RNA binding
Source: RefSeq, a predicted model, not a curated record